Molecule: messenger RNA, 414 nt
Organism: Striga hermonthica
Lineage: Eukaryota; Viridiplantae; Streptophyta; Magnoliopsida; Lamiales; Orobanchaceae
Source: the annotation of a GenBank genome assembly
AUGGAGUCUUCGUAUCAGAGUGCUCCGCCGCCGCCUCCCCACGGCGGAGACUCCCGGCCGUCGCUCGGAUUCCCCCUCGGCACCGCCCUCUUAUUGGUCGUAAUUUUCAGCCUCAGCGGGAUAUUCUCCUGCUGCUAUCACUGGGAUAAGCUCCGCCGCUCGCUGUCCCUCCACGCCGCCGCCGCCGAUCUGGAGUCUGGCGACGAUCUCAGCCCCUCCAAGCCCAAAACUCCCCUAAUGGAUUUGAAACAGCAAGCGGAUCAGAGUUUACCUGUUAUAAUGCCCGGGGAUAAUGUUCCGAAAUUCAUAGCUCUGCCCUGUCCGUGUGAACCGCCGCGGCAGGGGAAGAUGGCAGACGCCUAUGUGCAGAAACCGCCGCCAAAGCCGCCGCGGAUCGCCGUGUCUUUGUAUUGA